Ostrea edulis (European flat oyster) is the source of this 10956-nucleotide messenger RNA. RefSeq names its product patched domain-containing protein 3-like. The transcript has 4 exons. Gene Ontology annotation, cellular component: membrane. NCBI's taxonomy places the organism in Eukaryota, Metazoa, Mollusca, Bivalvia, Ostreida, Ostreidae. The record is from RefSeq and is a predicted model, not a curated record. Bases 35 to 2746 code for a protein of 903 amino acids.
AAUGCGACACCGCCUCCUUUUGAAGUGUAUUUAGAUGCAGAUGAUCGAGAAAAUGACAAGCAAGCGACGGUUGUGCUGUUCCUGUUGUUCGAAAUGUCAACGAAAAUGGGAUUCUGUGAUAGAGAAUGCAUUUGGAAAACUCGGCUUUUUCAUUUCAACGUAUCCUGUAAUAAUAAUGAUUGUUUGCAUUGUUGUAAACUUACUUUUGACCAUUGGAAUUGUGAACAUAGAAGUCGAAAAUGACGUGGAAACACUUUACACACCAAUGGAUAGUCAAGCAAUAAAAGACCGGUCUGCAUUACGAAACUUGUACGGAGACUCCACAAACAGCAGUUUUCGUCCUUACCAGCUUUCGGACUUUGGACUGUAUGGCGAUGUGAUGAUUAUCUCAAAAAAUAAAAGUACAAUAAUGAACCAAGCCUAUGUUGACGAAAUAAACAACAUCAACAGUAUAAUCAGAAACACUAUAAGUGUUAGUGAUUCCACUGGGCAAACGUACACUUAUGAUGAUUUGAGAGCCGGUUCGAAUUCUAACGAAGGAAUAGCUAGUGCUGUUGUACUCAUGGAUACAUUUCAAAAAAAAUUCAUCAUUGCUAAUAUAACUUACCCAUUUGAUGGAGAUCAUAUAUUGUCGCCCUAUCUUGCGCAGGCGAGUCAUGAAACUGGGAAGUUGAAUUCUGCUCUUGGUGUAAAAUUGCAAUAUUAUUUGCGACAAAGCGAUGUAAAUGCAGUAGAACUUUCUAAGCAAUGGGAAAAAGCUUUUGUAAGCAAACUAGAAAGCUUACAAACGAAUCUGACCGAUAUUGCUUUUGCGUACUCAGAUUCCCUAGGAACAGAACUGAACAAAAACACAAAAAGUGACAUAGGAUUUUUUUCUGUUACGUUUGUUCUGAUGAUGACAUAUGCAUCUCUUGCUUCCUUCACCAUAAAUUGUAACAAUGUAGCCAAUCGUAUGAAUUUAGGAAUAGCAGGUGUUAUUGCCCCUUUGUUGGCUAUAGCAUCAUCCUGCGGAUUUGUGAGUGCAAUAGGAAUACAAUUCACAAACAUUGUUGGUGUGAUGCCGUUCUUGGUUAUUGGGAUUGGUAUAGAUGAUAUGUUCAUUUUAAUGUCUGGGAUAGCGGACGCCCAACCUCUCUCUAAAAUAUCAAUUGAAGAAAGGGUGAUUUUCAUGAUGCAGAAGAGCGCAGUUGCCAUAAGCAUUACAUCAUUAACAGAUUUGCUGGCCUUUGUUGUUGGAGCAACAUCUGUAUUUAAAAGUAUAAGGAAUUUCUGCAUUUACACAGGUGUGUCGGUGUUCUUUUGCUAUUUAAAUCAACUUUUCUUCAUGUGUCCAGCAAUAACAAUCAAUGAAAAAAGAACGGAGGAAAACAGACAUUUCUGUUGUUGCAGAAAAAUCGUAAAACCGAAAACUCGAUAUAAAAAUAAGCCUAAAUGUUUUCUUCAUUGUGUUCCCGGAUCACCCCCUGAAACAAGACGUGAUGUAGAAAGCCCAAUGGAAAAAUAUCCCAAAAAAGUGAUACUUUUGAUUCUAAACAAUUUGUUUGGGAAGUUUUUUGUUGUUUUAUCAUUCCUUGCUUACAUUUCAUUUUCAAUAUAUGGCUGUGUACAUCUUCAGCAAGGGCUCCAACUAUUCAAUUUAGUUUCAAAAGAUUCAUAUUAUUACAAGUAUAGUGUAUGGGACGAAAAUUAUUUCACCACUGAACCAAUGAUUACAUUUUGCGUGAUUACAGAGCAAGAAUACCAUAGAAGCGAAACGCAAAAUCAUAUAAAUUAUGUGUUAUCCCAGGCAAAAAUGGAUAAUUACAUUGAUGACACUGUUGAGAUAAACUGGCUUAACAGUUACAAACAAUCGGCGUAUUAUAAUGAUUCUUCCGAAUUACAUUUUAUUGGUGGUUUAAAUGAGUUUUUAACAUCUCAGAGUGGACAAUCCUUUAGAAACGAUCUCGUGAUGGAUACUUCUGGGCACAGGGUGUUGUCAUCAAAAUUUUAUUUGAAAGCAAAAAACAUGAAAACGUCGAAUGAACAAGGAGGUUUCAUGACACGUAUAAGAAAACUCACAGAGAGCACGGCUCUUCCUUGUAUAAUUUACACUCCUGCUUUUGUUUUCUUUGAACAGUACGUACAUAUUUUGCCAAGUACUCUUCAAACACUAGGCAUUGCAAUUGCUGCCAUGCUUGUUGUAACAGUUAUAUUUAUGCCCGAUUGGCGAGUGGUAUCCAUUGUAUGCAUAACACUCAUUAGCAUUCUGUGUGGAAUAUUUGGCUUUAUGUACUACUGGGAUCUGACAUUGAGCUCAAUAACUAUGAUCCAUUUGGUAAUGAGUGUGGGGUUUUCUGUUGACUUUAGCGUUCAUAUUUGUCACGCUUUCAUGACUGUUGAGGGAUAUAGUCGAGAAAUAGUUCUACAAAACGCUAUCGAUAGGUCCGGUGGCCCUGUAGUUAAUGCAGCUUUUUCCACGCUACUGGGAAUAGUAAUGCUUGCAUUUUCUACCAGCUACGUAUUCAAAUCCUUUGGUAUUCUAAUGUUUCUAGUUAUAGGAUUCGGAUUGAUACACGCGUCAUUCUUUCUUCCUUUGCUAUUGUAUGCGAUUACGCCUUGCUUCCAUAAAACCCAUACAUUAAAUUCUUCUUUUAAUUCUACACCGGGAAGAGUUGAGUCUGACAUUCGGACGAGAUAUCCUGACAAUCUGCGGGGUUUUGAUGAUAACAGCGAAAUUUUAUCAGCAGAAACAUGCUAUGCAUGCUAAUGGUUCGAAAAGCAAAAAAUUGUCUUUGCGAAAGCUGUCGAUAGCGAGACGAGCAAGCAUUACUCAUUUUGACAUAGCAACAAUCAAGGCCUGAUUACAGAUAUUGGUGACGGAUAUAAGAUGUAUAAACCUUGUAGGAAUUCUACAUUUUGACUCAAUAUUAGUAUAUAUUUGUACACUCGGAGAAAGGUUUCAUAAAAAUUAGAUAUUUAAAAAGAUACAAAUAAAUUGUUUUACAAGAAGCUUUGUAUUAUUAUGUCUCUCAGCUGAUUCGAUACGCGAAGACAUUUUCUGCGUAUAAUGAACAUUUAAACCGAGGCGAGCCUUUGAUAAAUGUGCUGAUGUUACAUGGAUUGGGGCUAUGUGAAUUGUGAUGACAUCUGACGUUAGUUCUAUGGAAACAUAUUUCAAUCUACCUAAAAUCAUGUACAAUGGAUACUUGUUAAUAUCUCUCUCUGUCUAAUUGAGUAGUUCAACAAUAUUAUGCUUGUUAUGUUCCCCAAACAAAGUUUGGGAACAUAUUGUUUUUACUCUGUUUCUUAUUAUUAAGGUCUUCCGUUUCCGAUGGAAGACCUUGUUAUUCUGUUGUUUCUUUUCCUCUUUUAUUAUGUCUCCGAACACAUAGUAUCGGAGACAUAUUGUUUUUCCUCCGUUUCUUAUUAUUCCUAUUUUCUUCUUAUUAUUAUGUCUCCGAACACAAAGUGUCGGAGACAUCUUGUUUUUGCUCCGUUUCUUAUGUCUCCGAACACAAAGUGUCGGAGACGUAUUGUUUUUGCUCCGUUUCUUAUUAUGUAUCCGAACACAAAGUGUCGGAGCCAUAUUGUUUUUGCUCCGUUUCUUAUUAUUCUUAUUAUGUCUCCGAACACAAAGUGUCGAAGACAUAUUGUUUUUGCUCCGUUUCUUAUUAUGUCUCCGAACACAAAGUGUCGGAGACAUAUUGUUAUUGCUCCGUUUCUUAUUAUUCUUAUUAUUAUGUUCCCCAAACAAAGUUCGAGAACAUAUUGGUUUUACUCUGUUUCUUCUUAUUAUUAUUCCUUCUUUCUUCUUGUGACUUUUUUGUCCACGAGUGUUCUCAGAAACCAUUCAAGGGAUAAGAUGAAACCUUUUUAGGAUGAUAGUAUAGCAUAUGUAGAUGUGCGGAACGAAUGUCAUUUUCUCUGAGAAUGCAUGCAUGUGCAUGCACGUGCAUUGGAUGUUUUGUUUACAAAUUUUGGAAUGCGUCUAACUUUUUCAUUUUUCAAUAAAUCGUUUGAUAUUUAUAUCAUAGGUAUAACUUGAGACCCUUACUUGUUUGGCAUAGUCAAAUUUACAACUUUUUACGCACAUGCACGUGUGCUUUAAUUUGAUUGGAUAAUACAAAACCGUCCAUAACUUCCAUGUCAAUGAAGGAAAUCUAAUGAUAUUUACAGCAUAGGUAGACAUGCUAAAUAUCUACAGAUCUAUGUGAUAAAAUUUGCAAACGCGCAUGCGCACGCACGUGCAUUGUCUUUUGAAGAUUCAAUUCGAUCAAUGACCAUAACUUUUUUGUUUUUUUUUUGUCAAAAUCUUUUCAAACGGGUUGUGUAUGUAUCUUGAUAUUCUUAACAAAUGUGUACAGUCAUAAUUACAAUCCGGCACGUGCAUGCACGUGUGCUAAAUUCUGAUUGGACGAUUUUCAAUUCGCCAUAACUUUCUUAUAAAUGAUGGAAACAAUAUGAAAUUUAUAUUGUAAGUAUAUCUAUCAAAUGUCUAUUGAAUGACGUCAACAUUGAUGCUGAGUCAUACUCACGUGCGCGUGUAUGCACGUGCAUAGCUUUUCUUUCAUUUUUCGGGUACUAAAAUGGUCAUAACUAUUGAAUUAAAAACUGAAAUGAAUUCAAAUUUACCCUGAGGAUCUAUGAUAUGAAUGCCUAUGAAAUGGUGUCAACAAAUUUUCCAUUAUCAAAAUCUCGUGUGCGUGAAUGUGCGUGCAUUGUAAUUUUUGAUGUCUAAAUUUAAGUAUUGGUCUAUAAAAUUUUAAGAUUGCAAUGAAUAGGUUUGAAAUUGAGGUUGCAGGUAUGUUUUGUGCCUAUCAAUUUAUUAAUAGUGUCAAAAUCACUUCCCUGCACGCACAUGCACGUGAGCUUAAUUCUGAUUGGACGAUUUUGAAAUCCCAAUAACUUUCUUAUGAGUGAAGCAAUCGAUACCAAAUUCAUAUAGUAAGGAUAUUGUUCAAAUGUCUAUUGAAUAGCAUCAACAAAAUUGCUGUAUGGUACUCACGCACACGUGUAUGCACGUGCAUUGAUUUCGGUCUUUGUAGUUUUGAUUUGCCAUUAGUUUCUCGUUUUUCAUUGAACUGUUAACUGAACUAUAGUAAGUAUUCUAAUGUAUAGAGAUGGUCGAAUUACUUAUCAGCACGUGCAUGCACGUACGUGCACGUGCACACAAUUCUCAGAUCUUUAUAACUGAUUUGUACUAGCAUGAAAUGGACUGAACGUUAUAAGAUAGUUAUAUAUUCACAUGUUACACAGUUUGCAAUGGUCAAAACCACUUGUACUGAAAUAAAUGACACCACUCGCUAAAUGGGGGAAUGUUUGGGGAACAUCUGUAACGGUCCCCGUUACAAUAAGUACUAGUUAUUAUUAUUUUCUUCUUAUUUUUCCUCUUCUUUAGUGAGAAAUUUGUCCGACCGAUUAUAUGAAAGUGCUUCGACAGAUCCACUUCAAACUUUGUGAGCUGAUAGAGGGUCAUUAGGAGGGGUGGAAUCAACUUUUCAAAUUUUCAAAAUGGCCGCCUUUUUAAAAUGGCGGCCAAAAAACGUCAAAAAAUCAAGGUUGUCGGAUUUCAACCAAAUUCUUUUUUUAGGGUAAUUGGUAACCGAGUUCAUUUCCAACAUCAAAAUUUUCUUUUGAGCCGCCAUUUUCAAAAUGGCCACCAUAUACCGAAAUAUUUGAAAGUGUUAAAAUCUCUACAACAUUUGGGUUCUGGGGUAAAUUGAGGGUCCACAAUUCAUUUCUAGCAUCAGUAUUUCCUUCCAAUCAAUUUUCAAAUGUUUCAAAAUGGCCGCCUUUGAAGAAAAGGGUGGCCAAAAUUCAAGUCCGUCGGAUUUCAACCAAAUUUAGUUUCUAUGGUUUUUUGAGGAUCCUGAGUGCAUAUCUGGCAUCAAAAACCAUUUCUGACAUGGGGAAGUGCUCGGAGACAUUUGUGUUGGCAUCCCAACACAGUUAUAGCUCGUUAUUCUUAUUUUCUUCUUAUUAUUCCUCUUCUUUCCAGAGAAAUUUGUCCGCGCGAUUUUAUGAAAGUACUUUGACAGAUCCACUUCAAACUUUGUGAGCUGAUAGGGGGUCAUGAGGAGGGGUGCAAUAAACUUUCGAAAUUUUCAAAAUGGCCGCCGUUUCAUAAUGGCGGCCAAAAACGUCAAAAAAUCAAGGUUGUCGGAUUUCAACCAAAUUUCAGUUCUAGGGUAAUUUUGUGACCCCGAGUUCAUUCCCACCAUAAAAAAAAUUUUUUGAGUCGCCAUUUUCAAAAUGGCCGCCAUAUACCAAAAUAUUUGAAAAUGUUAAAAUCUUUACAACAUUUGGGUUCUGGGGUAAAUUGAGGGUCCACAAUUCAUUUCUAGCAUCAGUAUUUCCUUCCAAUCACUUUUCAAAUGUUUCAAAAUGGCCACCUUUGAAGAAAAGGGCGGCCAAAAAUCAAGUCCGUCGGAUUUCAACCAGAUUUAGUUUCUAGGGUUUUUUCAGGAUCCUGAGCGCAUAUCUGGCAUCAAAAACCAUUUCUGACAUGGGGAAGUGCUCGGAGACAUUUGUGUUGGCAUCCCAACACAGUUAUAGCUCGUUAUUCUUAUUUUCUUCUUAUUAUUAUUCCUCUUCUUUCCAGAGAAAUUUGUCCGCGCGAUUUUAUGAAAGUGCUUUGACAGAUCCACUUCAAACGUUGUGAGCUGAUAGGAGGUAAUGAGGAGGGGUGCAAUAAACUUUCGAAAUUUUCAAAAUGGCCGCCGUUUCAUAAUGGCGGCCAAAAACGUCAAAAAAUCAAGGUUGUCGGAUUUCAACUAAAUUUCAGUUCUAGGGUAAUUUUGUGACCCCGAGUUCAUUCCCACCAUAAAUUUUUUUUUUUUGAGUCGCCAUUUUCAAAAUGGCCGCCAUAUACCAAAAUAUUUGAAAAUGUUAAAAUCUUUACAACAUUUGGGCUCUGGGGUAAAUUGGGGGUCCACAGUUCAUUUCUAGCAUCAGUAUUUCCUUCCAUUCUAUUUUCAAAUGUUUCAAAAUGGCCUCCAUUGAAGAAAAUGGCGGCCAAAAUUGAGAUCCGUCGGAUUUCAACCAAAUUUAGUAUCUAGGGUUUUUUGAGGAUCCUGAGUGCAUAUCUGGCAUCAAAAGCUAUUUCUGACAUGGGGAGGUGUUCGGAGACAUUUGUGUUUGCAUCCUAACACAGUUAUAGUUCGUUCUUAUUAUACUUUUCUUCUUAUUAUUCCUCUUCUUUAGGGACAAAUUUGCCCGCGCGAUUAUAUGAAAGUACUUCGACUGAUCAACUUCAAACUUUGUGAGCUGAUAGGGGGUCAUAAGGAGGGGUGCAAUCAAUUUUCAAAAUCAAAAACAUCAAAAAAUCAAAGUUAUCGGAUUUUAACCAAAUUUCAUAUCUAGGGUUAUAUUGUGACCCCUACUCCAUUUCUACCAUCAAUAUUUUUUUGGAGCCGCCAUUUUCAGAAUGGCCGCCAUAUACCGAAAUAUUUGAAAGUGUUAAAAUCUCUACAGUUUUGGGGUUCUGGGGGUCAAUUGAGGGUCCACAGUUCAUUUCUAGCAUCAGUAUUCCCUUCCAAUCUAUUUUCAAAUGUUUCAAAAUGGCCGCCAUUGAAGAAAAUUGCGGCCAAAAAUCAAAACCGUCGGAUUUCAACCAAAUUUAGUUUCUAGGGUUUUUUGAGGAUCCUGAGUGCAUAUCUGGCAUCAAAAACCAUUUCUGACAUGGGGAGGUGUUCGGAGGCAUUUGUGUUGGCAUCCCAACACAGUUAUAGCUCGUUAUUAUUCCUCUUCUUUAGUGAGUAAUUUGUCCGCGCGGUUUUAUGAAAGUGCUUCGACAGAUCCAUUUCAAACUUUGUGAUAUGAUAGGGGUCAUCAGGAGGGGUGCAAACAACUUUCAAAUUUUCAAAAUGGCCGCCGUUUUGAAAAAACGUCAAAAAAUCAACGUUGUCGGAUUUCAACCAAAUUCUAUUUCUAGGGUAAUUUGAUGACCCCGAGUUCAUUUCCACCAUCAAAAAACUUUUUUGACCCGCCAAUUUCAAAAUAGCCGCCAUAUACCGAAAUAUUUGAAAGUGUUUAAAUCUCUACAACAUUUGGGUUUUGGGUAAAUGGAGGGUCCACAAUUCAUUUCUAGCAUCAGUUUUUCCUUCCUAUUUACUUUCAAAUGUUUCAAAAUGGCCGCCAUUGAAGAAAAUGGCGGCCAAAAAUCAAGUCCGUCGGAUUUCAACCAAAUUUAGUUUCUAGUGUUCUUUGAGGAUCCUGAGUGUAUAUUUGACAUCAAAAACCAUUUCUGACAUGGUGAGCUGUUCGGAGACAUCUGUGUUGGCAUCCCAACACAGUUAUAGCUUGUUAUUAUUAUUCCUCUUCAAAAUGGCCGCCAUAUACCGAAAUAUUUGAAAGUGUUAAAAUAUCUUCUAUAUUUGGGUUCUGGGGUCAACUGAAAGUCCUCAGUUCAUUUCUAGCAUGAGUAUUUCCUUCCAAAAAAAUCUCGAAUGUUACAAAUGGCAGCUAUGAAAGGAAAUGGCGGCCAAAAAUGAGAUCCAUCGGAUUUCAACCAAAUUUAGUAUCUAGGGUUUUUUGAGGAUCCUGAGUGCAUAUCUGGCAUCAAAAAGCAUUUCUGACAUGGGGAGGUGUUCGGAGACAUUUGUGUUGGCAUCCCAACACAGUUAUAGCUCGUUAUUCUUAUUUUUCUCCGGACUUUUUUGUCCGGGAGUGUCCUUCAAAACUACAGAAGAGAUCAAUAUGAAACUUUCCAGGAUGAUAGUAUAGUGUUUGUAGAUGUGCAGAACAAUAGUCAUUUUGUCUGCACGUGCAUGCACGCGCACGCACGUGCAUUGCAAUUUUCGUACAAAACUCCGGUUAAAAGCUCAUUGGAGUGAGUUGAGCCUUCACAUUUACAGAAAGACACAUGAAAGAAUUGGUUUCAAUAUAUCGAACAUAUUUUUUUUUUUGUGAAGUUCCUCUAUCUUCUCAUAACAAAGUCAUUAAUUGUGUUAUUUUCUAUGCUAAGCAAUAUGUUUUCAUUUCUUUAUUGCAAAAUAAAAUGCCAGAUCCAUGUGGAUUAUUAUGUCAUUUAAAGAUAAAAUAUAAAGUGGAAAAAUAUGCUGCAAGUCCAAAUUUUAGAUUGAAAAAUUUUGAAAAACAGUGGUCAUUGUUUCAAAGUAUUUUUGAUGUGUAGCUGUUAUUAUAUGUACAUGUAUUUCAUUCAUUACUCCUGUUGUUAUUACUUUUUCCCCCUUUUCAUACAGUGUAUAGACUUUGUUAUAAACAACAAAAGUAACCACUUACCUAGAUCUGUUCUUUUUAUGUGUACAGUAUGUAUGCACUCGUUGAAAGUGUUUAGGUGUAGAGAGUCAGAGUGAGAGUGGUAUGUGUAUUUGUGUGUUUCAAAACAAAUGCUAUUGAUAUUGACUUCAAUGUUUGUUUGUAUGAAAGAAAAAUAAAGAAAUCAUUAAAAAAUACUUCGUUAGGAAGGUAGGGAGGAAUAACGAAUCUGAGGAAGGACGAAGUUUCAAAACUCACUUUCAAAACACUCAACGAAGAACUAUGCAUUCUCAACAUGACUCAAUUGCACUAUUUUGAUGCAAAAGUGAAGAAAACAAACAUUGAUUAAUAUAGAAAACGUCUAUAACGAUUACACAAUUAGAAAUAGGGCAAACACGGACCGUAAGAAAUGGAACCAGGUACCUUCCAGGAAUAAGGAUCCCCUGUUGACCAUUCAAUACCAACAUAAUAUCAUGAACGAUAUUUCUAGGGAAAAAACUGCUUAAAAUGGCUCAAAUGUCUAUUUUUUAUUAUUAUUCAACCAAAUAUCACUGCCUGUCGAUUAAAAUCAGAUAGUUUUUCCAUCAUCAUUUUAUUGUAUUUUACUCAAAGAUGACGUUUUCUGUACCGAAAUAUAAUGAAUGGCCAGAUCAAGAUGGAAGGUGAAUAUUGUUGUGUACAUGUAUAAUACUAUUUGCACUCAGUUGACCUGGAUAGUUCUAGAAAGUGUUGUUUAUUUCAUUGUGUGAUCGAGAUUCUUCUGGAGCCUCCGCUAUUUUUUGUAGAAAGAUUACGUAAUGUUGCAUCAUGGUUUUUCAAGAUUGUACUAGAAAAGUCAUUCCCAUUAUAUAUACACUGAAAUUGAUUUGAUAAAAAAGAAGCUCUGAUUAGACACUUUUAGAACUUUUCAUUUGGAUUUUUUUACUGGGAAGAACGAUUUUGGAUUAUCAUUUUUUGUGUGUUUGAAUUUAUUGUUCAACUUCCGUAAAUUGAUAUUUUGCUAUUGUAACAAUUUUCUUUCAAAGUAAAUUUUGCUGUGUCCAGGGGUCCGUGUUUGCCCAACUAUCUAUUUUGUAUUGCUUGUAGGAAUUAUGAGAUUGAUCGCUGUUCGUUAUCUUCACCUUGCAUUAAGGGUUUGUUCUGACCCAUAACAAUAUAACGAACAAUAAUCAAUCUUAUAACUCCAAUAAGGAACCCAAAAUUAAGAGUUAUUGGCAACCGCGGAGCCCUGUACAUACCAGAGGUGGGGUCAGGUCCAUAGGAGAAGUAAGCAUCCCCGUGUCGACCAAUCACACCCGCCGUCAGCCAUAUAUCUUGGUCAGGUAAAAGGAUUAAUCAGUGUGUUAAAAAUGAUAUAAUGAACAACUAUGAAUCUUUAAAAUUGUCUAAAUUCAAACUGGGAGAACCGCCGCGGGGGUCUAGACGUUAGAGCGUGCACCCUGCAUACGAAAGGCCGGGGUUCGAAUUCCGGCCACGACAAUCCUAAGUCGUUAAAUCAGGUAGUGACAGUUCCAUCGCCAAACGCUCGGCAUUCCUAUUAUAUGUACACUGAAAUUCUUUUGAUAAAAACGAAGCUCUGAUUAGACUCUUUUAGAACUAUUCAUUUGGAUUUUUAUACUGGUAACUACUAUUUUGGAUUAUCUUUUUUUUUUUGUGCGUGUGUGUUUGGAUUUAUUGUUCAACUACACAAAGUUGAUAUUUUGCUAUUGUAACAAUUUUUGUUUCAAUUGUUAAUUGUAAAUAAAUCUUACUGUUUAA